Molecule: messenger RNA, 453 nt
Organism: Drosophila sechellia
Lineage: Eukaryota; Metazoa; Arthropoda; Insecta; Diptera; Drosophilidae
Gene: UQCR-Q
Product: Ubiquinol-cytochrome c reductase ubiquinone-binding protein
Exons: 3
Coding region: 120-389 (89 amino acids)
Biological process (GO): mitochondrial electron transport, ubiquinol to cytochrome c
Cellular component (GO): respiratory chain complex III
Source: RefSeq, a predicted model, not a curated record
UUUUUCAAAAAUAAAGCCUAACUGUUUGGUAUGUUCAAGCGGUCCGUCCACGGUCACACUGGUUGAGACGAGUCGAGAGGAAAUUGCAGCGUAAAAGUCGAAUUUCAAGCCCCACAACCAUGCGUCUAUCCUCGAUCCUGAAUGGCCAGCACUUUGGCAACCUGGCCAAGGUGCACGGCAUCGUCACCUACAAGCUGUCGCCCUUCGAGCAGCGCGCCUUCGCCGGAGCGAUCAGCAAGGGAUUGCCCAACAUGGUGCGUCGCUUCCGCUCCAACGUCUUCAUCGUGACUCCCCCCUUCAUCGUGGGAUACCUGAUCUACGAUCUGACCGAACGCAAGCACACCGCCCUGCUGCGUAAGAACCCCGCUGACUACGCGAACGACGAAUAAGCGUCCCAACUAGCAGAUAGUUAUGUUAAACUAAUUAAUAAAACUAAACCCACAGUUCAAGAGA